UUAGAAUGAUUGUACACCAGGCUUCACGAGGUGUACUAUUUCUUGCACGAUGAGGUGUUAAGAAGGUCUUGACAGUAGUGAUGAUCUGAUCUGAUCUGAGAUCCGCUGCUAAACCUAUCCCAGAAUUCGUAAUACUUUUAGCGUACGUAAUUGAUAUAAUCAUAUUUGUGAAGACAAUAGUUUCAAGAAGAUGGCUGAUAUGGCUUCAUAUCAAUCAGAUGAGACAGAUGUUGGGGAGAGAGCUAUCUUGGAUUUGGGAGCCUUUGUUGGGGAUUUGAUCAUCGAGGACGAUGCUCCAAGUGAUGACGUGUCACUUGAGGGACUAGAACAAGAGCUUGAAGAUUGCAAAACUGAUGAUGUAGUAGCAACAAUACUGUCUAAAGGUACAAAAUUGAGGGAUUACACCAAGGAUGUUGAAAACAAUCUGAGGAAAGUUGAACUGGACUCUAUUGAGGAUUACAUAAAAGAAAGUGAUAAUUUAGUCUCACUUCAUGAUCAAAUUCGGGAUUGUGAUACCAUUUUGUCGCAAAUGGAAACACUGCUAAGUGGAUUUCAGGCCGAGAUAGGUUCUAUAAGUUCAGAUAUAAAAAUUCUUCAAGAGAAGUCUAUGGAUAUGGGGCUGAAGCUGAAGAAUCGGAAGGUGGCAGAAUCAAAAUUAGCUAAGUUUGUUGAAGACAUCAUUGUUCCACCAAGGAUGAUAGACAUAAUCGUUGAUGGAGAGGUCAAUGAGGAAUAUAUGAAGACUCUUGAGAUUCUGAGUAAAAAGCUGAAGUUUGUUGAAGUCGACCAAAUGUUUAAGACAUCAAAAGCUCUAACUGAUGUUCAGCCCGAGUUGGAAAGACUUCGGCAAAAAGCGGUUUCGAAGGUAUUUGAUUUCAUGGUUCAGAAGCUUUAUGCUUUAAGGAAGCCCAAAACAAAUGUCCAGAUCCUUCAACAAAGUGUUCUUCUGAAAUACAAAUAUGUUAUUUCAUUUCUUAAGGAACAUGGAAAAGAGGUUUAUCUUGAGGUUCGUGCUGCAUAUAUUGACACAAUGAAUAAGGUUCUAAGUGCCAAUUUCCGUGCUUACAUUCAAGCAUUAGAGAAGUUGCAAUUGGACAUAGCAACAUCUAGUGAUCUGAUUGGUGUUGACACUAGAAGCACUAGUCUAUUCUUGAGAGGAAGAGAACCUCUGAAGAACCGGUCUGCUGUUUUUGCUUUGGGAGAAAGGAUAAACAUCCUUAAGGAAAUAGAUGAACCUGCAUUAAUUCCGCAUAUAGCUGAAGCCAGCUCCAAAAAGUAUCCUUAUGAAGUCCUUUUCAGGAGCUUGCACAAGUUGCUAAUGGAUACUGCUACUUCUGAAUACCUUUUCUCCGAUGAAUUCUUUGGAGAAGAAACCAUAUUUUAUGACAUAUUUGCAGGCCCCUUUGCAGUAGUUGACGAACACUUCAAUACAAUUCUUCCGAAUUGUUUUGAUGCAAUUGGACUGAUGCUCAUGAUUCGCAUCAUACACCAGCACCAGCUGGUAAUGUCUCGACGCCGAAUUCCAUGCCUAGAUUCAUUCCUGGACAAGGUCAACAUUGCUUUGUGGCCGCGAUUCAAAAUGGUAUUUGACAUGCACCUUAACAGCCUCCGUACUGCCAAUGUCCGGACUUUGUGGGAAGAUGAUGUGCAUCCACAUUAUGUCAUGAGGCGCUAUGCUGAGUUUACAGCUUCUCUUAUUCACCUCAACGUUGACUAUGGAGAUGGUCAGCUUGAACUGAACUUGGAGAGACUGCGAAUGGCUAUUGAUGACUUGCUUGUCAAGCUUGCUAAAUUGUUCACGAAACAGAAGCUUCAGACAGUGUUUCUGAUAAAUAACUACGACAUGACAAUUGCAGUAUUAAAGGAAGCUGGUCCAGAUGGGGGGAAAAUUCAAAUGCACUUUGAAGAGUUGCUGAAGAAUAAUACAGCCAUUUUCGUGGAGGAACUGUUAGUUGAGCACUUCAGUGACCUCAUCAAAUUUGUAAAGACAAGGGCCUCCGAGGACUCAAGCUCUGGUUCAGAACGGCCAAUAACUGUUGCUGAAGUCGAGCCUAUUGUUAAGGACUUUGCCGGUAGAUGGAAAACUGCAAUCGAGCUAAUGCAUAAUGACGUCAUUACUUCUUUCAGCAACUUCCUCUGUGGUAUGGAAAUCUUGAGAGCUGCAUUGACUCAACUAUUGCUGUACUAUACCAGGCUUUCAGAUUGUAUUAAGAGGAUAGUUGGUGGCUCUACAUUGAACAAGGAUUUGGUAUCCAUAUCAUCAAUAAUGUAUGAAAUCAGAAAGUACUCGAGGACUUUCUGAGCGUUUUUCUUUUUCUUCUUUUUACCUUUGAAGAAAAAUGGUUCUCUAUAAAUUGCUUCAAGUUUUGUAUUUUGAAAAGGAUAUCAAAUGGUAUUCUUGGUUAUUAUUUUGCUUGUUUUGGAAUUGAUGCUGGUUUACA
This is a messenger RNA of Olea europaea var. sylvestris, 2441 nucleotides long. Its product is annotated as vacuolar protein sorting-associated protein 52 A-like. Gene Ontology annotation, biological process: retrograde transport, endosome to Golgi; Golgi to vacuole transport; endocytic recycling. Gene Ontology annotation, molecular function: syntaxin binding. NCBI's taxonomy places the organism in Eukaryota, Viridiplantae, Streptophyta, Magnoliopsida, Lamiales, Oleaceae. The record is from RefSeq and is a predicted model, not a curated record. Gene Ontology annotation, cellular component: GARP complex. The coding region runs from base 191 to 2302 and encodes 703 amino acids. The transcript has 20 exons.